Fusarium keratoplasticum is the source of this 1818-nucleotide messenger RNA. RefSeq names its product C3H1-type domain-containing protein. Gene Ontology annotation, cellular component: actin filament; cytoplasm. NCBI's taxonomy places the organism in Eukaryota, Fungi, Ascomycota, Sordariomycetes, Hypocreales, Nectriaceae. The record is from RefSeq and is a predicted model, not a curated record. Gene Ontology annotation, biological process: actin filament polymerization. The transcript has 2 exons. The coding region runs from base 1 to 1818 and encodes 605 amino acids. Gene Ontology annotation, molecular function: actin binding; metal ion binding; microtubule binding.
AUGUCAGGCUACGGUUACGGCCCUCCUCCCCCGCCGCCAUCGGCUUCUGCUCCCCCGAGCUAUGGACCCCCAGCACCAUCCUACCCCCAGCAUGGCCAGGGCCGAGGCGGCUCGCAUCAUGGUAGAGGAGGACGCGGCGGCCACUACAAUGCAGGUCGCGGUGAUUACCACGGAUCACCCCAAGGCCACUAUGAGUACAGUGGUCAACCCUACCCUCCCCAUCACAAUGCUCCUCCAUAUGGAGGCUCCCACCCGCCGGCUGGAAGCUAUCCACCACCGCAGCCCCAAUGGGGACCUGAACAUGGCCAUCCUCCACCUCACGGGCAUUCGCCCGCUCCUAUGUCUUCCAACAACUACCACCCUAACUACGCUCCCCAGCCCUACCCUCCUUCUCAGUACCCGCAGCAGCCUCCGUAUGGCGGCCCCCAGCCAUACCCUUAUCAAGGCCCUCCUCCCCCUCCUAACCAAUCCCAGUGGGGUGGUCAAGGACAACCGCCUCAGAACCACUACAGCAAUGGCAGGCCACGAGGUGGCUAUAGUGACCGUGGCGGACCGAAGCCUCCAAUGAACGGCCCCAUUCGCCCCGGGUAUGAGCAUGAAGGAAUGGCACCACCCGUUAACGGUUAUGGCCAGCCAUAUCCUCACGACCCUCGGGCACCCCCCUAUCCCCCAGCGCAAUACCCUUACCCUGGCCCUCCUCCACCUCCUGGACCACCUCACCAGGAUGGCUACUAUGGCCACAAUCGCCGCGGCCGAGGUGGCUUUAGAGAUGGGAACUCUCGAGGACGUGGAGGCUACCACGGAAACGACAAGUCUCGCCAUCACAACAAGUCUGGCCACAAUGACUCCAACCACAACAAGCCUGAACCUCCUACCUUGGGUAAGAAGAAGAAGCGGAAGAUGAACACGUUGGGUUUGACUCCUGGAAUGGACUCGGAGUCUGAGGACGACGAAGGAGAAGAGAAGAUCUUGACCGAAUUGAUCGGGCAAGAGACCAUCCAGAUCCAAGAUGUCGCGGCGUUCUUGGCGGAACGAAAGAAGCAUUUCCCUACAAAGGCCCGUGUUGAGGCUAAGAAGGCUGCCGAGCUGGCACAAAAUGGCGAAGACAAGGCUUCCUCGCUGGAGAAACAGGCCGACAAGCUCCGGCGACAGCUUCGCAAGGUUGAGUCGUCGAUCAAGCGAAAGCGUGAACAAGGGGAUGAGGGUGAUGAGAUGAGAGAUCCGUCCGAAGAGUCUUCAGAUGACGAGCCAGAAGUCAUGUCUACUCGUUCCCACGUCGCUCCUCCACCUCCUCCUCCCGCAAAGAAAGCCGACGUUUCCAAACACUGCAAAUAUUAUUCCACUGGUGGAACAUGCGGCAAGAAGGGCAAGUGCCGCUUCGUUCAUGAUCCUGAGGUUCGAGAGGCCGCCAUGAAGGAACGCGAGGCCAACAAUGGACGUCUGACUAUUCAGCAACGCUUGAUUCUCAACGACAAGGAGCAGGAAGACCUCACAGUCCUUCAGUCCAUCGAUUACCUCCGGAAGAAGGGAGCGAUAGAAGCGGUCGAGCCAUCCGAGGUCAAGGACGAAGGCACCAAGAAGGUCAAGGCCGAGCUUCCCGCGCAACCUCCUCCAUCCAGUUUGCUCCCGGAUGCCCCGGCUUCCCUCCCUCCCCCUCCAGUCAAGCGGGAGCCUGCUUUGCCUCGUCGCAACCCACCACCUUCCAUUGUUCCCGGCGACAAUAACAGCAGCCAAGGAAUCAAGCACUACCAAGGCUGGCUGCUGAGGCCUUAUGGAAGCACCAACGGCAAGUCAUCCAAGAGUGAUGAUCUGCCGUGA